Molecule: messenger RNA, 7787 nt
Organism: Scatophagus argus
Lineage: Eukaryota; Metazoa; Chordata; Actinopteri; Scatophagidae
Product: beta/gamma crystallin domain-containing protein 1-like
Exons: 22
Coding region: 225-7400 (2391 amino acids)
Biological process (GO): lens development in camera-type eye; visual perception
Molecular function (GO): structural constituent of eye lens
Source: RefSeq, a predicted model, not a curated record
GGCGAUAAGAGAGUUAGCCUGGAUAUUUUUUCAUUUAAGAGCGUACUAAAUAUUAAUUAGGCAGCGUGGGUGCAGACUGUCCUGUUUUGUCUUUGCAGGGACAGGUUACCUCACUGAGGCGCUCUGAAAGGCUUCGUUCUCAUGAGGGCUUCUGCUGCUGCUGCUGCUGCGGGCUGCCGUCGACUUCCCGAAACAGCCGAGAAGGCAGGAGAAACGCUGUAGUAAUGUCUGAGAGCCCUGAGGAGCAGCCAAGUACUGGGGUCUUGGGCCGCAUUGGGAGCUGGUUCUCUCCGUGGAGGGGAAAGGGCCCGAAGAAUCCAAGUGAAAAUGCCUCACCAAGUAGCGACCAGGCUGUUAAGUCAGAGGGACAAGAGGAGAGAGACGAGUCAGUGAAACCCCAGGCAAGGGAACAACAGUGGGAGGAGGAGGAGGAGCAGAACUCCAAUCCCAGUCUGCCGGGUCUCUACAGAGACAUUUUCCCCAAUGUAGGGGAGGACGCCACACAGUCUGCCCACAGAGACGGCUCCGUUGUGUGCAGCCCUGAGACAGCAGAAGGAGGUCCUAGAGGGGAGGAGUUUGUGGGGAUCAGGAAGCAGAGAAUAGGGCAGGGCAAAGGGAGGGAGGAGAGCAGCAAUGGUACUUCAGUGAGCGGGAGUCCUGAAAGGAAUGCUAGUCAUCUGACACAUCUCUGUUCCUCUUCUGAGCAGGGAGUGGUAUGGGACUCUGCCCACACUCAGUCACAGGCCCAGAGUCAAGCACAUGCCCAGACAGGCCGGAGACUCCAUGUGUACCUGGAGGAGACCAGCGUAAUUCAAGGUGGCCAAGACACCCGUGCUGGACAGAAAGUUGUCCGAACCAAAUUUUCAAAAAGUCUACACGUCCUCCGCAGGGCAAAGUCAUCGCCAACUCUUGAUGCACCAGAGAGCUCAACAAGCACAGAGAACAAAAGGACAAAUGUGGAGACAAAGAGUCAGUACAGUGCUCUAGGAGAAGUGUCACUGAAAUUAAACAAGGACUCACAGUUUGAGCUCAAACUCAAUAAAGAACAAACAGAGGCAGACAACAUGGGGCGUAAAAACGCAACUAAAAGGAAAUCCAAGAAGAACUCUCAGGGAGAUGGAGGGAAAGGGCCUCCCAAUGCUGAACCUGUCCCAGAGGGAUUCCCUACAUCAGAUAACGCAUUGGACAGCCCUCAGGGUGAAAGUCCAAAGACUCACAUGGGAGAGUCAUCUGCAAACUCCUCCUCCAAGCACAACCCCACCUCUCAGGCCUCACCUGGAGUAGGGGAGAGUAAGACUUCCUGCGCUGACACAGUCAAGCAGCUGGAUACCUUGCAGGACUCAAACUUGGCCAUUGCAGCUAAUCUGGAAUGUGUGGUUGAUGGAACCGCAGACAUGGAGGAUGAUGACAGUCUUUACAAAGUGGAAAGGAAGACAGAGACACCAGAGUCCAAACGCAGGAGUAUUAAAGUUUCUCAAAGUGAGGUGAAGGUUUUUGCAAAAAAUGUGCCUUUAAAUUCAAAACAAACUCCAGCAAGGAAUUUAAAAACUAAAGAUGAAACAAAGGACAAGUCCAGAACAGAGACUGAUGCAAGAGUACAUGGCUGGAAGAAAACAGAUGAAGAAUGUAAACCAGUUACUGGCCGGAUUGCAGAUAAAAUCAGCCUUUUCGAGCGCCCUGCAGGCGCGUUCAAUAAGCAGACCUCCCAGACCUCGAGGAGCGCAGAUGUCUCUCCAGUCAGGAAAGCCACAGAAAAGCUGAAAGCAGAUUCUGUAUUGCUAGACCAGAGGUCAAGAUCAGCUGAACGUUAUGACAGGACCAAGUCCAGCUCUGCGUCGCCUGCCAGGGAGAUGCAGAUGACGAUUAAGGAGCGAGCGAGGAAAUUCACAGACGCAUUGAAAACAGAUGACAAGACAGCAGUGCCUUCAAAGCCAGCCAUGACAGGAAUGUCAAAAAAAUCUGCCUCGUCUGUGGCAGCUGCUUCGUCAAAGUCACAAGAACAAGACAGUCAGGGUAAACCAGAUGCUAAAGACCAGAUACAAGCAAAGGCAGUGUCAGAGAUAGCAUUAAAACCAGAUUUACAAGAUAUGGCUGCUUUAGAGGGGGCGAUUUUCAUUCCUAAAGAACAACCAACAGACUCCAAAUCCAAGGACACAGUGGCCUCAAAAACAGCAAAUCAGGGUGCAAAACCUAACAGUGUUGAAGCAAAUGUUCGAGCUAAGGGGUCAGAGGAUUCUUCAGAAAUGACCGGUAACAUUAGCCAACAGUCAAAAGGCCCUGGCAGAACAGGCUCCCGCUCGAAAAGAAGAAAAAGUAGGGAAGCAACCAGUCCCCUCAGCCCCAAUAGCGAAAACAAACCAGAUCAUAAACCACUGGUCACUGCUAUAACACAAGAACAGGUGGAUGAUACAAAGGAGCCUGCUUCUGCCUCCAUACAACUGACAGAGAAAGUAACAUUACCAUCUGAUGAAGCCAAAGGAAAUACACCAGACGAGCAGCCUUUGCCUGAUGCCAAACAGAGAGCAUUUAAGAAGGAACUGGAGGUGUUAGACAAACAGUCUACACAGUUAGAUUCUUCACUUAAAAAGGAGAAUAUUGACAAGCCAGGCGGCGUACAUGAGUCUGAACUGUCUGUCAACAAGGAUGAAGUCGAUACUGCUGCUUGUAGCAGUGGAACAAAGACACCUAUUGACAAGGAUCCUGUUAGUUUACCCCAAAAGGAAGAAAAGGCAAUGGGACACAGCCUCUCAUUCACACAGGAGAGGGAAAAGGCCUCCAAGGACAGCAGAGAAACUCCAGCCCCCUCCUCCUCCCCCUCCUCAUCUGUGGUUGAACAACCAGUUGAGAAGCAGGAACCACCUGUUACAAUUCCCAAAUUAGAUAUAGAAUUGGCAAUGCAGUCUGAACCCAAAAGUAAAGAAAAAGUAAGGGAACCUAGUAAAAUUGACACAGGGCAAACACAGCAACCCCACCAUGAGGACACACAACAACUAAAUGAGGCUGAGCGUGAAGAUGAAAAAACACGUCAGGCUGACAAAAAAGAGAAAGAGACAGCACACCAGCUCCUGUGUUCAGAUAAAAGUACAACAAAGGUCAAGGGUUCAGACAGUGGACAAGACAUUUCAGCGACAGAAGGGAGUGUUGUCAGGGAUGAUGAAAGAAAAAAUGCUGAAAGAAAAGAAAAGACACCGCCGGUUAAAGAUGAAAGAAAAACAGAAACCAGCCAACGAGAACCAGUCUCUGAGUCCUCAGAAAAGACAUCAUUGGAGCUCCCUGCUCAAACACAACAGGUCAGACAGAUGACAAUUAAACAUCCACAAAAUGCUGCUGUUGGUGCUGUCACCCAGACUAAUGAGGAGGCUGUGAGUGGGACCAAGAAGGACAAAGAGUCUUCGAAGGGAGAGAUGGCAAGCAAAAUGCCUGCCGAGUUGCCAAAAGUAUCUACAGAAAGCCUUGGAACAAAAACAGAGUCAGUGGUGAUUGCAGCGGAACCACAGCCUGAUUUUGUACUCGUGGAAAAAGUGGAAAAUACACCAGAUGACUCAUGUGCACGUGGAGCUAAUGAUGCUGAGUUCUCUAGUGCAAAACCUAUUGCCAAAGCAGCCGCAGCAGUUGAGGAACUGACUGUAAAAGCCACUAAUGACAAUCCACUGCUGAUAAGUGCACAGACUGACGGCAUGGUAGAGAAACACUCUUCUGGUAAAGAGUCUACUCCGAUGCCUGUGUCUAAAUCUUUAGGCAAUGAGGGAGCUGGGCUGAAUGAUGAGAACUGUCAAACUGUCAAAUCAGUGCCCUCAGAAGUCAGAAUCUCAGGAGAUAUCAUGAAAAUCACUCCUGGACACCCGCAGGGUGAGGCAUCAAGAAAUAUAAAGAGCAAAAGUGAUAUCUCUUCACUCAAGGGUGCAGAAAAAAUGGAACCGCACCCUGCUGAUAGCACUGCUUCUACCUCCACAGCUAAUGUGGUAGAGAAGACAGCUGAGAAAACAACACAUUCAGCAGUAAAGGAACUUUCUUCUGUUGCUAAUGGCAAUAUCCCCCCGCAUCCACAACUCCACACAGUCAAAAACAACGUGGUCGAGAGCAAGCCAAGUCAAACUCCAAAAACAUCCACUUCUCCAGAGGCUAAUAAGCUAAUCCCAGAGCCAAGCCAGCGUUCAUCCCCGAAGAAGCUCCAUUUUCCACGGGGCCUAAGCAAAGAUGAUUCUGCAACAUGGCAAGACACCCCCUCUAGCUGGCUGGAUGUGGACGUUCCCAAGCAGAAACUUAAAUCCCCGAUGCCAAAACUGAGCUCCUCUAUAAGUGAGAGCAACCUUCUAGACACUUCUGGUGAGCUAGAUGAUGACGAUUUCAUUGAGAAAAUCAAGAAUCUCUGCGCUCCAUUCUCCCUUCCACCACGUAAACACAACCCACUGCGGCCGCCUCAGCCGCCGUUUGUGAUGCCUGCCAUCAAGGAGGACCGCUUUGAGAAGACGUUUGACCCUGAGGAGUUUAAGUUUGGCCUGAGUAGAAAGAAUAAGUUCACCAUAGACACUAUCCCAAGCACUUUGGCCAAGCUCCAGAACAUGGAGACAAAACUUAGCAUAAAGCCUGCCAGGGCUAGUUUGGCAGACAGAAGCAUCCUGCUCAGUAGCCUGGACACUAACUCUCGCCUCAAGGAAAAGACCUCUGUCAAAAAUGAAGAGGAUGUCAAGGAAGAGAAAGAUGACCAGAUCAAAGUGAAGUCCCGUCUGGAGGGGAGCUGUGUCUUUAGUAGCCUCAACUCCUCCUUUAGAGGGAAGAGAAAUGGAGUUCAAAAGCAGGAAGAAGGUACCAACUCUGGGGGAGUUUCACCUAGUGAGGCCCCACUGCAAAGCCCACCGCCUGUAUCCCAGCCACCCACGCCAAGUCCAACUGCCCUUUCCCCUGCUCCUCUCAAAGACACACUAGCCAAACAGAGCCCUGCCCCAAGCAACAGAGAGGAAGACCAGGCCGUGAAUGCUGUGGUCAGUGACUCAGGUCCUCCACUUCCCUCAUUUAACGACAUAAAGCUGCCAGACUAUUUAGAGAAGUACCUCCCUCGAGAACCAGCUAAACCAGUGCAGAGCAUACAAGGACAGGAGAAAGUCACACCCGAGGUUGUUGGAAAAAUAUCAACUCCAGCACAAAGAAGUGAGGCAGACUCGGCUGUGAAACCAAGUCCGGUGCUUCCUGAUGCUGUGCCUCCAUCUUUUCCUCAGAUUCCUCCGAUCACACACCCUACACUCCCUGAGCUGAAGCAGCCUCUGGCUCAGCCAGAGGGGAUACUUAAUAAAAAAAAAAGAGCUGUCAGAGGAUUUCACAAGCGCCCUGGAAAGAUGGUGUUGUUUGAGAAAACUCAGUUCAGCGGCCAAGCGUAUGAGAUUUACAGAGAUGUAGCAGAUGCAAGUUCUCUGCAGCUCUCACCUGUCAUUUCUGUGAAGGUCAUUAGAGGAUGUUGGGUGCUCUAUGAGAAGCCUGACUUCCAGGGACGCCCAGUCGCCUUGGAAGAGGGGGGCACUGAAUUGACAAAUAUGUGGGCAGAGCCUGGGCUGGAGACAGAACCAAUGCUGAUCGGCUCCAUUCGACUUGCUGUCUGGGAUUACAGCAUCCCCCAUAUCGAUCUGUUUACUGAACCAGAGGGCCUCGGCAGGGUAACACCUUACCGCGAUGACACAAUAGAGACGGGCUCAUUUGGCAUCCCACUCAGCACCGCUUCCAUCCAGGUGCACUCCGGGGUGUGGCUGGUAUACAGUGACCCCGGUUUCGAGGGCAUGUUAGCUGUGCUGGAAGCAGGAGUGUACCCUUUUCCUGAGACCUGGGGCUUCCCGUCACCAUUUGUUGGAUCGCUUAGACCGCUUAAAAUUGGUGGUUUCAAAGUGGAGAAUCCCAGUGAAGUCAAGGCCGUGGUGUACGAGAAACCUGGCUUUGAGGGGUCCUGUGUGGAAAUUGACAAUGAGGUUUUCAGCUUUUGUGAAAGCGAAGGAGGCAUGGCUGCAGAUGGAGGGAACUUUAACCCAAAGAAACUGAAGACUGUGGGUUCUUUGAAGAUCAUCGGAGGACUCUGGGUGGGCUACAGCGAGCCUGGGUUUGAGGGACAGCAGCACAUCCUGGAAGAAGGAGAGUACCUGGACCCCAGCGACUGGGGCAGCUCAGAGCAGCUUCUGUCACUGCGGCCAAUUCUGUCUGAUUUCUUGUCUCCACACCUCAAGAUGUUCAGCGACAGAGAUUUCAGCGAGCGGGGAGUCAACAUUGAUCUCACGGUGCCUGUUAUUAACAUGGAAGACACAGGCUAUGGCAUGAAGACGCAUUCAAUUGAUGUCAUCGAUGGCGUCUGGGUUGUGUUUGAUGAGCCAGGCUUUUGUGGUGAACCCUACAUACUGGAGAGAGGAAUGUAUGGAAGCCCAGAGGACUGGGGGGCACUGCAGCCCAGAGUUGCCUCAGUAAUGCCAGUUGUGUUGGAUGAUUUUGAGAACACAGCCAAGUUUAAGGUGCAGCUUUUCUCUGAACCAGGUUUUCAAGGCCCUGUCCUGGUUCUUGAGGAAAGUGUGUCCUCUCUGGAGGACGGGUUCACUGUGGCCUCCUGCAAGGUUCUGGCUGGCAGCUGGCUGGCGUUUGAGGGCCAGGACUUCGCUGGCAGGAUGUAUGUGUUGGAAGUGGGGAACUACUCAGACCUGAGAGCAAUGGGCUGUGUCCACGCAGGGUCCUCCAUCCUGUCACUGCAGACUGUCGGCUUUGAGUUCUCACUGCCAUCCAUCACUCUGUUUGAGCGCUGUGGUCUGCGGGGGAAGAGGGUGAUUGUGACUGAUGCAACAGUAAACCUUCAGCUGGCUGGAGCCUGCAGCAGAGUCCAGUCUGUGCUAGUGGAAGGAGGCAUCUGGGUAUUAUAUGAGGGAAUCAACUAUCGGGGAUCUCAGAUUUUGCUGAAACCUGGUGAGGUGUCUGACUGGCGCAAGCUCAGUAGCUGGCAGAAAAUUGGAUCCCUCCGCCCUCUCAUGCAGAAGCAAGUGCACUUCCGCUUGAGGAACAGACAAACGCGGCUCAUGAUGUCAGUGACGGGUGAUUUGGAAGACGUCAAACUGAUGCGGGUGCAGGAAACAGAGGAGACUGGUGGUUACGAGCAGAUCUGGUUCUACUACAACGGACACCUCCACUGCAAGCUGCUGGAGGAGUGCUGUCUGAGUCCCAGUGGUAGUGUGACGCUGGCAGGAAGCCGAGUGGGUCUCACCCCAGAGCGAGACGACCAUCUCUGGAGCAUCACCCCUGAGGGCUUUAUCUGCUACACCCCCACCUCCAAUCUGGUCUUGGAAAUCAAAGGGGGACAUCACUACGACAAAAACCAAGUGAUUCUAAACACACUUGAUCCAAAAAAACUGCAACAACGGUGGGAUGUGGAGAUUAUAUGAACACAUAUGAGCUGCUGGACUGGAUCACUCAUAUUAUCAGAGGCACAGCUCUUGUGCAACUGCAAGACAAGUGCUGAAGGAUGAGGUACAUUAUUGGAGUUGAUCAACCUUUGAUGCAGGAGAACAACGACGAGGUCAAAAUGCAGAGAAAAAUCCGUAAGAAUGUAUUAAUACUCAUGAACAUACAAGCAGUGCAGCUUGAAUUAUAAAUACUUACUUUUUACACUUCUGCUAAUAUGUCUUAAAUGUUUGUUCUGUCUUUUUGAAUGAAUCUGUUUGCCUGAUGUUAAUUAACUUAAACAGUGUUAAAGCAUACUGUAUCUUUCUAUGCAAUGGCAUUUUAUAUAUGAUAGCCUUUCCUGCAUAAAACAUGAUGAAACAAAAAUA